This is a messenger RNA of Aspergillus heteromorphus CBS 117.55, 1083 nucleotides long. RefSeq names its product guanine nucleotide-binding protein subunit alpha. NCBI's taxonomy places the organism in Eukaryota, Fungi, Ascomycota, Eurotiomycetes, Eurotiales, Aspergillaceae. Gene Ontology annotation, biological process: G protein-coupled receptor signaling pathway. Gene Ontology annotation, cellular component: heterotrimeric G-protein complex. Gene Ontology annotation, molecular function: GTPase activity; G protein-coupled receptor binding; GTP binding. Bases 1 to 1083 code for a protein of 360 amino acids. The transcript has 5 exons. The record is from RefSeq and is a predicted model, not a curated record.
AUGGGUUGCAUGAGUUCAAAGCCCGUUGAUUCAGCGGACAAAGAUGCCAUCCAACGAAGUGCCAGGAUAGAAAAGGUCCUGAAGAACGAUAAGAAAACGAUGGAUCGGACCAUCAAGAUUCUCCUUCUCGGUGCCGGAGAAUCGGGGAAGUCGACGAUUAUAAAACAGAUGCGAAUUAUACACUCGGGUGGCUUUCCUGAAGAUGAGCGUCGCCAGACACGUGCGGUGAUAUAUUCCAAUCUCAUUAUUGCAUUCAAAGUCUUGCUGGACAUUAUGCGCUCGGAAAGCAUCGAUUUUCAGCUGGGAAGGACAAAGGUACCAUUGGCCGACUUUGUCGAUGGACUCGAGCCCGAUGUAGGCUCCGAUGAGGCGUUCUCAGACCCGAAAGUUCGCGAUGCGUUAAGAGUCAUGUGGGAUGACACGGGUGUUCAAAAAGCUGUCGCCAGGGGUCAUGAGUUUGCGCUUCAUGAUAACUUGCAUUACUUCUUUGACUCGCUUGACCGAAUAUUCACUCCUGGGUGGCUUCCAGAUAACCAGGACAUGCUGCAGGCUCGGUUGCGGACAACUGGAAUUACAGAAACUCUGUUCGAACUCGGUCAAAUGAACUUCCGAAUGAUGGAUGUUGGUGGACAGCGAUCCGAACGGAAGAAGUGGAUCCAUUGCUUCGAGGGUGUUCAAUGUCUUCUUUUCAUGGUGGCCCUAUCUGGUUAUGACCAAUGCCUUGUUGAAGACCAAAACGCCAAUCAAAUGCACGAGGCAAUGAUGCUUUUUGAGUCUUUGGUCAAUGGCGAAUGGUUCAAGCGCAAACCCAUCAUCCUGUUCUUGAACAAGAUCGAUCUUUUCAAAGGGAAACUCCACGUUUCACCCGUGUCCAGCCAUUUCCCCGACUACAAUGGCUUGGAUACGGACUUUGAUGCGGCGGCGAGGUACUUCGCAGACCGUUUCCGAGGAAUCAAUCGGAUCCCGGAUCGAGAAAUCUACAUCCAUUACACAAACGCCACCGACACGACGUUGCUGAAGGCAACUAUGGAUUCGGUGCAGGACAUGAUCAUCCAGAAGAACCUCCACACCUUGAUACUAUAA